This is a messenger RNA of Camelina sativa (false flax), 832 nucleotides long. RefSeq names its product putative invertase inhibitor. NCBI's taxonomy places the organism in Eukaryota, Viridiplantae, Streptophyta, Magnoliopsida, Brassicales, Brassicaceae. The record is from RefSeq and is a predicted model, not a curated record. Gene Ontology annotation, molecular function: enzyme inhibitor activity.
AGCAAGUGAAACGUAUCGUUCAUUAUACUCUACUCAACCAUCUCAAAUCGUCAAAUAUUCCCACAACACAAAUAUAACGUCGUUAGUACACAUUCUAUAUAUUAAACCAUACAAAAGACGUAAGAAUUAAGAAGAAUUUCGUUAACAACAAAAACAAUGAAGCUCUCUCAAGUCUUCUUCCCCAUCUUCUUAUUCUUCCUUGUGUCACAAGCAAAAUCAACAACCGAUAUGAUUUCGCAAACCUGCAAAUCUUGUGCAGCCAAAUCCAAGAUCUUCGACUACAAUUUCUGCGUCUCCUCUCUCAACAACUCUCCGAUAUCUCUUCCUUCUCCGACCAAUCUCUCUUCUUUAGCCCUAGUUCCAAUGCUCCAAGCUCUCGACAACGCCACCGCAACGGCUUCCACCAUUCAGCAGCUUCUGAUUCUUGACGACGACGGUGGUCUCCGCGGUGCUUGCCUCCGUGACUGCCUUGAGCUUUACGAGGACGCUACGGAUAGGUUGGAGGAGGCAGUUAGGGUUUUUAUAACGAGGAUUGAGUUGGGGACGGUGAACGUGAUGGUGAGCGCCGCCAUGGAAUCUGCUGUCACGUGUGAGAACGGGUUUAGAGAAAGAGACGACGGUGAUGAUGAUGGUGAUGGUGAUGGUGGUGGUGGUGGUGAGAUGACCUGGACGUCUCCUGUUGGUGGUGAGAAUCACAAAUUGUUUGAAUUUGGUCAGAUUGCUCUUUGUAUAAUCAAUAUGAUGUCUGCUUCUGUCACAACAUCUGUAUCUCUCUAAAUCGUUUUCAAUUUGUUUGAAUAAAUGAUAAUAGCAUGGAUGGUGAGGACAUUUU